AUGUGCCACCAGCCACAAUGGCAGGCCACCUUCGGAGAAACAUAUAAAUUAGACCAAGUAGCAGGACGGAAGCCCAUAAUUACCACUUUCUCUUCCGUUCUAACUUCCCUCAACAUCAUCUCGGUUGAAUCUGCGAUUACCGAAAUUCUAACACUACCUAUGAUGAACUUGCCAAUCAUGAAAGACCUUAUUCGACAGAAGACAAAAGAUAUUAACCGCCGAGAUGCGUUGGGAGACUGGCAAGAACUCUUUCUCUCUCUUCCUAGAGUCCCUGUAGGGUUCUUCCGCGAAAUGACAGAAUUUGCAGCUCCUCCCUCGACCCCAGUAAGCGCGGUUUUUUCGGUUUCCAAUACAUAUACACCCUCUGGCAGGGUUUCGGAUUCAGAUGCCGAUCCAAAUAAAAAACACAAUGUCGAAGACUCAAGACCACAAGUCCUCUGCCUCUCUCAACCUCCCCUUUUAGACCGCGUAUGUGACAAGCUUUAUGAGACGGUAGACUCGGAGGAGGAGUGCUUUGCCGAUGAUGAAAGAGUCGAGGGAAAUUCAGGGGAGUUGUCGGAUGACGGCUCAGAUUCGGAUGGGUUUUCUGAGGGAGAAGCCGCGUAUCAUGAUCACGACCGGAAAAGCCGCUCGGAGAGCCUGCAGGAGGUCGUCCUGUCAACAGUCGAGCCUCCAGCGCAUCAGAAAUGUGGCACGGAAGAUACGGAGGGGGAAAGUGGCCCCAUCUGGGCAAACGAGUCUACUUUAGACGAGGAGUCCGAGUUAGAGGAAGGGGAGAUCAGUGAUAGGACAACCGCCAGACGCACAACAUUUACAGAUGACAGCGUUGAAGAGCUGCCGAAUCCUAUCAGCAACGCCUACGACGACGAUUCCGACCCGCCCUUCUUCAUCAACCCUUGGAACCACGACGCUACUCCUUAUCUUGGAGAGCAUCCUACUACCCGCACGGCUCCAGAAUACCAUGCUGUUCUUGAUGAAGCAAGAUAUUACUUUAUUGAACGCACUCGGGAGGCCCACCGGUCGGUACUUACCUCGGAAUCCAUCGGGCCCCUAACUCCCAUUCCUUCCCCUUCCUCUUCACAGGGAGAAGAGAAAAUUCAACUCCCUCCUUUACUCAAUCUGCCUCCUUAUCCCCGUCGAGUCGAGCGACUCCCAAGUUUCAACACCCUCGUCAUUGCCUCAGGUGUUGCGUUAACGGGUUAUACUGUCGAGGGGAAGGCGAAGAACGACGUUCAAACUAAGAAGCAUGCUUUUGAGGCGACAGCUACUGCUGAAAAGACCGUUCGACGUGGUGCUAUCCCGGAAACGUUCCAUCCACCGUUCUCCAGCGUUCGCCAGUGA
Molecule: messenger RNA, 1341 nt
Organism: Marasmius oreades (fairy-ring Marasmius)
Lineage: Eukaryota; Fungi; Basidiomycota; Agaricomycetes; Agaricales; Marasmiaceae
Exons: 2
Coding region: 1-1341 (446 amino acids)
Source: RefSeq, a predicted model, not a curated record